AUGUCCGCGUCGGGCUGGUCGCCAUAUUUGGUGCGCUGUGGCGGCCAGUGCGCAUGUGCAGCAGGUGCACCCAGCGGCCCACCAGUGGUUCGGUGUCAGCUUCGCAAACACAAGCCUAAUCGCAAGCCACGGACGCCGUUCACCACACAACAGCUCCUGGCGCUGGAAAAGAAGUUCAGAGACAAGCAGUAUCUGAGCAUCGCCGAGAGAGCCGAGUUCUCUUCCUCACUUAGAUUGACUGAAACACAGGUAAAAAUAUGGUUCCAAAAUCGACGAGCAAAAGCGAAACGAUUGCAAGAAGCCGAGAUAGAAAAACUAAGACUAUCCGCGCGGCCCCUCCUACCGCCAUCUUUCGCGCUUUUUGGCGGGGGAGGGGCGCCUCCACUAUUCGCAGCGAUGGCAGCUGCCUCCAGACCUCAGUUGAGCUUCCUAGGAGGUCCGCCAAGCCACCAACACGCGAUAAACAUGAAUAUACUAAAUUCUCUCCAACCACAUUGACGAAUGGAUCACGCGGCAACGCGUGAAGCAGACGAUCAGCCGCCAUCUUGAAACAGUGCGUUCGAAAUUUAAAUUGAAAGGGUCCCUAUUCUCUUAUAAGUGCGUUUUGUUUAUUGUUGCGAAUGUUGAAUUGGCCAUUGUAAUGGAAACGCUUUCGUCUCACUGUUGUUUGAGCUCCACACGUUGUGUCAAGGUUUUGUAUUCAGAGUUUGAUGCUGUUGGUAGAAUUAUUUAUCAAAGAAUUUAUGCGGUACGUUAUUUUCACGAAAAUAGGGCAGACAAAAUAAAGUUUUGUCGUCUAUAAUAAGUGUUGAGAAUAGGGACCAUUAGUGUUCGAGAAUUAAAAGUUAAAAAAGUGAAUCAAGGACAACAAGAAAUGUGUUCCAAUUUCAAAAUAAACUUUUCGUUUUGUGCGCUCCUAAAUGUAAGGGUAUGGACACACCAAUGGAAUAAAUAAUUUGCGAAGUUUUAGAUCUUAAGCCACAUUUUAAUGUAACACCUCUGUAUUUAUAAAAAAAUCCAUUAAAAUCUGUGAGUGUAACUUUUGUAGACAAACUAAUGGCUACUGAUGUUUACACGAAAUGAAAAAUCUCUCUAUAAGUGCAAUUUCUCA
Molecule: messenger RNA, 1111 nt
Organism: Spodoptera littoralis (African cotton leafworm)
Lineage: Eukaryota; Metazoa; Arthropoda; Insecta; Lepidoptera; Noctuidae
Source: the annotation of a GenBank genome assembly